Messenger RNA from Lotus japonicus, 1429 nucleotides. RefSeq lists its product as uncharacterized. The transcript is spliced from 11 exons. NCBI's taxonomy places the organism in Eukaryota, Viridiplantae, Streptophyta, Magnoliopsida, Fabales, Fabaceae. Bases 59 to 1099 code for a protein of 346 amino acids. The record is from RefSeq and is a predicted model, not a curated record.
CCAAAACCCUCUUUAACCCUCCAACGCCAUCGAAAGCAAGCCUCUGUUGCAGACAGACAUGGGGAAGAAGAAGAAGAAGGAGGGAACAGAUUCCGAUGUCGAACCAGAACUCAACGCCGCCAACAAUGGCAACAUCGACGACUCUCACCACAAGAAGAAGCAUAAGAAGAAGAAGAAGAUGAAGAAGACAAACCAGUUACCCACAGUCAGCAUAGCUGUUCCUGGUUCCAUCAUUGACAACGUCCCAACCCUCGAGCUCGCUACCCGGUUGGCUGGUCAAAUCGCUCGUGCUGCAACGAUUUUUCGAAUCAAUGAGGUGGUUGUGUUUGAUAAUAGUGGUAACCUGGAUGAAGAUACCAUGCUGGAUAAUGCAGAUGAUGAAAGUGGUGCUGCUUUUCUCAUCCGAAUUUUGAAGUAUCUUGAGACACCUCAGUAUUUGAGGAAGGCUCUCUUCCCAAUGCAUAACAGUCUAAGAUUUGUGGGACUGUUGCCGCCCCUUGAUGCACCGCACCAUCUGCGCAAACAUGAAUGGGGUUCGUAUAGGGAAGGUGUUACGAUAAGACAAAGAGAUUCAAACUCUGCGGCAACACUAGUUGAUGUUGGUUUAGCUAAGAAUGUUGUAGUCGACCAAAUACUUGAACCAGGAAGAAGAGUUACUGUCGCCAUGGGUGCCAACCGCAAUUUGGAUUCUGAUUUGCCACGUCAAGUUGUCUCAUCAUUGAAGCCUAGGGAAGACGGAACAUAUUGGGGAUAUCAAGUUCGUUAUGCGCAUAAUAUUAGCUCAGUAUGUAAGGAUUCUACAUUCGAGGGUGGCUAUGAUUAUAUAAUCGGUACCUCUGAGCAUGGUCAGAUUAUCAAGUCAUCUGAUCUUGAAUUACCUUCUUUUAGGCAUUUAUUGAUUACCUUUGGUGGACUGGCUGGGUUGGAAGAGAGUAUUGAAGAAGAUGAUAACUUGAAGGGUAAAAAGGCACAGGACGCUUUUAAUUUGUAUUUAAAUACAUGUCCAAAUCAGGGUAGCCGAACAAUUCGGACAGAGGAAGCUAUUUUUAUCUCUCUUCAGUAUUUCCAAGAACCAAUCAGCAGAGCAUUGCAGGGUUGAGUAUUGUUGUAGUCUUUAAAUUCAUAUACUUCAGGCAUUGUUUCUCCAAAUUAUGGCUGAAACUGAGACACGAACAAUAUUAGUUCAAAAGCAAAAUUAGAAAUUGUCCGUCUAGGCGUCUACGGUCUACCUCAUAGCAAACUGGCCAUGAGUUUAUAGGAUUCUUCUUCACGACUAAUUUUGUAAGUGGUGACACUUUCUGUUUACCUUGGUUGUAGAAUUUGCAAACAGUAUUCGAUCUUAAUAUGUAAGUGAGAAAUUAGAAGUGCUAAUGUAUGAGUAUCUGUUGGAUAACUGCUAUUGCAUCCAAAGGGAUAGAUGUUCUUUAGA